CGAAUCAGUUGCUGUUGCUAGUCAACUUUCGUAAGUCAACAAUAGAAUUUACAGCUGAUACGUUUUGUGUGUUUGUGUUUUGAAGGACCGGCUGUUUGGAUAUCAAAAUAUUUUGACCAUGAGGUGGCUGUGGCUGGUGGGGGUGUGCUGCCUAGGCGCCAGUCAGGUGGUACAGGGAUUCUCAGGCGGCGCUCCACCUACCACAUGUAAUGAUAUGGUGCCCAAACACAGGGACACUGCGGCGCAGAACGGCGUAGCUCCCUACACAGUGGCUCCGUCCCAUCCCCAUACACAGGAGGGAAAGGUCCGUGUGAUGAUCUCAUCCCAGGGAGCUCCCGGAUUCACUGGAUUCCUACUCCAGGCUAGGGAGCCCGGAAGUCCAGCAGCUCUCGGAUCCUUCACUGAGGUCCCAGAGGAAGCCAAAGUCUUAAACUGUGGAGAUGGAGAGAACAACGCAGUAACUCACAGCAGUGGGCUGCUGAAGCAAGCAGUUGAGUUGGAGUGGGAAGCACCUGCAGAAUGGGAGGGGGAUGUAAACUUUGUAGCUACAGUUGUGAGUAACUACACCACCUACUGGGUUGGUCUGCCGUCGGAUGUUAUUAAAGUGAUCCGAAGAUCUACUGAUACUGGCUCUGCAGCAGGCAUCUCUACUACCAAGGCACCAGCUUCUAUUACUGUACAGGACGUGUUGUCGUCAGAGAUAGAGCUGUACCGAGGCUGUGGGAGCAGCAAGAGCUGCGUAGGUUUGCCACGAGGAUGUCUUGAGACACAGACUUGUCAGGCAGCAGUAGCAGUAACGAGCGCACCUGGGGGAGGUUACACUAUUGACAUGGUUGGCAAACAGGUGAAGUACGUGUCAGUCGGCUUCUCAGAUGAUACUGUUAUGGGUGGUGACAAUGUCGUCGAGUGUGUCCAUGAAGAUGCAGAUGCAGAAAACGGAGUCAAAGCUUACAGAUCUUGGAACAUUCCUGGCAUCAAACGCAACCGAAGAGAAGAGCGCCAAAGUGGGUUUUCUCUAGUAAGAGGAGUGUAUGUGGAUGGAACGGUUUACUGUAGACUUCACCACGAUGCAAUCGUAACUGUUCAAGACAAAACCUUCAAUCUGGAUAAAACCCCCUACAACCUCUUGCUUGCUGCUGGCACUGAUCUCAAACCUAACAAUGUCGGGUUCCACUCGUUGUUCGGCAGCUCGGCAGAGAAACAGCUGAUGGCUGAUUUCCGAGUGGUGGCACCAAGAGAUCCAUUUUACGAUGGGUGUAAUGACUUCAAGACAUGUUUUGGUGCGCCAGGAGACUGUGUUACAACUCGUGACUGCCAAGCGGUCGUAGCAGUCGUGGCUCAAGGAAUGCGCUACCAUUUUGAAAUGAAAGCACAAGCUACAGGCUACGUAGCCGUGGGUCUCUCAGAAGAUAGGUUUAUGGGCAGUGACAGUGUGUUGGAGUGUGUACAUGAACCUAACUCUGCCACCGGAGUGAUCAAGGCUUUCAUGAGUUGGAACGUACCAGCUCCUGACAAAGGAAACGUUCGAAAAAAUGUGAACCAAGAUGGUAUCAACCUGUUAAAUAGCAGCUACAUCGACGGAAGUAUUUAUUGCAGAGUUAGCCGAGAAAUUAUUACCAAUGUUCAGGGAACCACUUUCAAUUUACAAAACCCCUACUACAUCCUUCUGGCAGCUGGUUCUUCACUCAAACCUGAGACAGUAGGUUAUCACGACUUGAUUUACGUAUCCAGUGCACAGAAAGCAGCUCUGACUGACGUUGGAGGCUUUUCUGAAGCCAGUAAACUCCUUCUUCGACUUCACGGAGCGUUCAUGAUCGCUGCGUGGCUCGGGUUGGCACCCCUGGGUAUCGUGCUGGCGAGAUACUUCCGUCAGACUUGGAUAACCACGUCAGUAUGCGGCAAGGACGUCUGGUUUGCUUGGCACAGACUGCUGAUGCUGCUGGUGUGGUUACUGACUUUGGCUGGUGCCGUGGUGAUUGUUGCUGAGGUAGGAGGCUGGGUCAGCAGUGCUAGUGUACUUCACGCCCUGGUAGGAGUGUUAGCGACUCUUCUGUGCUUCAUCCAGCCGUUCAUGGCUCUAUGUCGACCUCACCCUGGUGCUUCUAACAGGCCUCUGUUUAAUUGGGCCCAUUGGCUGGUCGGGAACGUUGCUCAUCUUUGUGCAAUUGUAGCCAUUUUCCUCGCUGUAGGACUAGGCAAAGCAGAACUGCCUCAGUGGAUGGACUGGGUGUUGGUCGGGUACGUUGCGUUCUACGUCAUCGUCCACCUCAUACUGUCGUUCUGUGGUUGUGUGAGUGAGAAUUCUAGUAGCAAGAGAAUCAACACUUUCCCAAUGAAAGAUAUGAACUCUCGCUCGCCUCUCACCAUGGACCGCAAACAAGACGCGCCGCAUGCUGGUUUCCGCAAGUGCAUGCUGACGAUUUUGGUCCUCGGAGUCGCAGUUCUCUCUGCGUUCCUUGUUUUGGUCGUCGUCUUUGCACCUUUCGAGCGCAGCUGGUCUCAGUUCCAAGAGUCCUUCAGGUCCAUGUGAACAAACCACCGAUCUGGGUUGAGUUCAACAAUGCCUCUCUAAGAUUAAUAGUUUGCCAAUCUAUGCUCCACAUUUGAAUACGGAUAAAACUAGACAUUCCAUUGCCAUGUUGCCGUCGUAGUUUUGGGAUACAAAUUAACGUUUUUUAGUUGAGCCACCGACAGAGGGCGCUGAUGUAAAUUCAUCAUUGAUUUCUGUCGAGUAUGUCAAUAUUUUUGACUAAAUUAAACUGAUAGAACAACUUAGUGUAGCUAUACUGCUCUAGCAUCUUUAAUGUUACUAUAUCAGUAAAAAAAAAGAGGGAUAAAAUAUUAGACUGCAGCACAUUCUGUGAGUGGCUGAUUCAACUAUUAUAUUAAAAAAAAAUUGGGCAAAACCCACAAAACACAAUGGUUAAGACAAGCUUGAGUUUUAAAUACAAAUAAUAUCUUAGGAGUUGUACAGUUUAAGCGUAAGAGUUAUUCUUUAAAUUAAAACAUUCUUCUUAGAGAGCUUAAUUUUCUUGUGAUAUAUUUUGGGACUCAGUCCAUUUGAAAGUAGAUUUAUUUAGCAGAAGAUGUUAACUUUAUUAACAGAAAAGAUCUUAGUGUACAUUAACAUUGUAAAUUUCUUUAAAAUGCAUUUAUUUUGUUGAAUAGUUUAAAAUGGACAUUUUCAAAAUGUUGUAGAAUACUUUAUGAAUUGCAAACCGCUUGUUGAAUUGCUUGUCCGAUUCAGAAGCUAAGUUUUAAUUUUAACUUAGGAUAUUUUAGAGCAAAAAAUGUUGUUUGUAAAACACGCCAUUGUACAUCAUAAUUAGUUUUCAGUGAAAUGAAAAAUUUAUUUUUGUGCCAUUAUGUUCCAAAUUAAGUUGAUUUGAAAUACUCUUGACAUUCAAAUAUUAAACCAGUUGAAAAAAGUAAUAUAAGUUCACAUUUAAUACACUUUGUGAAUUUAUUAUUUUAGUAUGUAGGCCUAUGAUAAAAAAAUUCUGAGAGUGUAGUUUAACAAUAGUUGCCACCUGUAAAUAAACAGAUUUAAUGUGUUUUCUGUGAUAACUAGCACACCGCAUAUUUUUGUUCAAUUUGGUUAAUUAUUUAUUAACAAGAAAAAUCUUUUCUGAAUAAUAAUUAAUUCUGACUAAUAGUUGUAAAUGGUGUACAUAUGUGUAAAUUAUUUUUAAAUCAAACCAACUUAAAAAACAAAAACUGUUUUAGAAAAGCUUUGAACAUUUUUGUUCCAUUUGUAAGAGCAGGGUAGAAUUUAAUACAUGACAUAUAAAAUCAAAAAUUAGUAAAAUAAAGCUUUUUGGCUGUAUUAGGUAGGUUCUUGAUUAAUUGCGCUUAAAUGCAAUUUUUAAGGAUUGUUUGGAAUUUUUACCUAUUUGAGUGGACAAAAAGUGAAAUUUAUAUUUUAAGUCACAAAUAGUUUUUCAUUUUUCUAUAGCACUUUGGUUAGUCAAAUGACAUAAUAAUAUAGGUCCUGUUUGAGCUAAAGUAAAUAUUUAUCAUAAUCUUCUGUACAACAUUACACCAAAGAUGAUAACAGUGGUGCAUUAAGAUAUUGAUAACAAUAACAAUAGUUUAGCUGUAAACAUUGUACAUCUUUGUAAAGUACUAGGAUAUAAGUUAAUAGACUAAAACUAGCAAACUUCUGAUACUAUUUUGGUGUAGUUACAUUUUAUUAAAUGGACAGUAUUUUUU
Messenger RNA from Macrosteles quadrilineatus (aster leafhopper), 4212 nucleotides. RefSeq names its product putative ferric-chelate reductase 1 homolog. The record is from RefSeq and is a predicted model, not a curated record. The coding region runs from base 119 to 2530 and encodes 803 amino acids. Lineage: Eukaryota; Metazoa; Arthropoda; Insecta; Hemiptera; Cicadellidae. The transcript has 16 exons. Gene Ontology annotation, molecular function: oxidoreductase activity, acting on metal ions.